AUGUAUCACCCGACAAUGUUGUUCAUCGCCUUCUUGCUCGUCCUGCAGUUUGCAUCAGCAGUCACGCUCGACGAUUUCACUCCACGCUUGGACGACUUGACCGGCGCCUGCCAGACCAUCUACACUUCCGACAUCAACGGCUGCGAUGGUCAAGAUUUCCAAUCCAAAGAGUGCUCUCCUUCUUGCCUCUCGGCCUUACUUUCAGUGGGAUCCGCUGUCAAAAGCUCUUGCCAAGGUCAACACUAUGGUGGCAGUAAUAUCAUCUCUGCUUUCAUGAAGGGCCAGGGUGUUUCAGAACUCUGUGACAAUGCCGCCAGCGCAACUCAAGCUAGCAGUGCUCAAAAAAUCCCGGCAUCAUUCUCAAUCGGCUCCAGCACCAUGACUGUCAGCGACAUGACCCCUACUAGCACUGGUAUCAUAGUCGAUACGUCCAGCUUGAGCACCAGUUUCGUCACCGCGCUUAGUACCGCUACGAUCCAGCCUCUUCCUCAAUACAGCAGUUCCAGCAGCGCCGACCCUGCUGUGUUUACUGGCGUCACAUCUACCAUCACCGGAACAUCGCUCGCCUUCGCCACCAGCACACCAUCGUCAGUGCUCAUGGCCACCGAGACUGCGAUUUCAUCAACACAAGCUGCUAAGCACACUCAGACCGAAGAUGGCAGCGGCGGUACUCCCUUCGACACAUCAUCUGCAGCCCACAGAAGCAGCGCUUCCGACUUGGCACUGCUGAGCGGUGUCUUCGCCUUCAUGUUCUUCUAUUGA
Aureobasidium musti is the source of this 762-nucleotide messenger RNA. The record is from the annotation of a GenBank genome assembly. Lineage: Eukaryota; Fungi; Ascomycota; Dothideomycetes; Dothideales; Saccotheciaceae.